Myxocyprinus asiaticus (Chinese sucker) is the source of this 9603-nucleotide messenger RNA. It is a transcript of the gene fasn, whose product is annotated as fatty acid synthase. The transcript is spliced from 42 exons. Gene Ontology annotation, cellular component: cytoplasm. Gene Ontology annotation, biological process: fatty acid biosynthetic process. Gene Ontology annotation, molecular function: phosphopantetheine binding; fatty acid synthase activity; 3-oxoacyl-[acyl-carrier-protein] synthase activity. NCBI's taxonomy places the organism in Eukaryota, Metazoa, Chordata, Actinopteri, Cypriniformes, Catostomidae. Bases 240 to 7778 code for a protein of 2512 amino acids. The record is from RefSeq and is a predicted model, not a curated record.
GGCGUGGCCGUCUAUGAUGUCGGACAUUUAAAUGAAUCAGACAUAGGGACUCAGAAGUGCGAGAGUAAUGUUUUAGGGCUUGGCCGAGGGGGGAAAUCACUGUAACUCUCCAUUCUGCACCGGGAGCCUGCAAAUUUAACAGGGAUAUAUAGCCUACGUAUACCCUAUGCUAAAGAAUCUGCGGCGAAAAUUGAAUUAAAUUGUACCCACAUUCAGAAUCAAAGAAACUCUAGCCAGACAUGGAGGACAUUGUUAUUGCUGGAAUUUCAGGUCGCCUUCCUGAGUCUAACAAUUUGGAAGAAUUUUGGCAGAACCUUUUUAAUGGAGUGGAUAUGGUCACAGAAGAUGACAGGCGGUGGAAACCAGGUCUGUAUGGCCUUCCACGAAGAAAUGGAAAACUAAAAGAAAUAGACAGAUUUGAUGCAGCCUUUUUUGGGGUGCAUCCCAAACAGGCCCACACCAUGGACCCACAGCUAAGGCUUAUGCUAGAGAUAUCGUACGAGGCCAUUGUCGAUGGAGGCAUAAAUCCAGUGUCCAUGCGUGGCAGUAAGACUGGUGUCUAUAUUGGUGUAAGUGGCUCAGAGGCAGGAGAGGCCUUCAGUAAAGACCCAGAGGAGCUGCUGGGCUACAGCAUGACAGGCUGCCAGCGUGCCAUGUUUGCCAACCGCUUGUCUUACUUUUUUGAUUUCAAUGGUCCCAGCACAGCCAUUGACACAGCGUGUUCCUCUAGUCUGCUGGCUUUGGAAAAUGCCUUCAAUGCUAUUCGAUAUGGCCAGUGUGAUGCAGCACUUGUGGGCGGAGUCAACCUGCUGCUCAAGCCCAACACCUCUGUGCAGUUCAUGAAACUGGGCAUGCUCAGUCCUGAAGGAGCAUGCAAGUCAUUUGAUGCCUCAGGAAAUGGUUACUGUCGCUCAGAGGCUGCUGUCGCAGUACUCUUGACCAAGAAGUCGAUGGCUAAGAGAAUCUACGCUACCAUUCUAAAUGCUGGCAAUAACACAGAUGGCUACAAAGAGCAAGGUGUGACAUUCCCAUCAGGUGAGAUGCAACAGCGCCUCGUCCGUUCCCUUUACCAGGAUGCCAAUAUCUCACCAGAGCAGGUGGAGUAUGUCGAGGCCCACGGCACCGGUACUAAGGUUGGAGAUCCUCAGGAAGUGAAUGGCAUUGUCAGUGUAUUCUGCCAAUCACAGAGGGAUCCCCUUCUGAUUGGCUCAACCAAAUCUAACAUGGGACACCCAGAACCCGCCUCUGGUCUGGCAGCCCUUGCCAAGGUGGUUUUGUCUUUGGAACAUGGCGUCUGGGCUCCCAACAUCCACUUCCAUGAUCCAAACCCUGACAUUCCCGCUCUGACAGAUGGCCGGGUACGUGUAGUGACGGAGCCCAUACCUGUCCGUGGUGGCAUCGUAGGCAUCAACUCAUUUGGCUUUGGUGGCUCAAACGUCCAUGUCAUUCUGCGUCCAAAUGGUCCAAAAGCACUAGAUCAGGCAACCCCACCUUCAAUCCCCAGACUCCUGCAGGCCUCUGGGCGUACUGAGGAAGCUGUCACUUCCAUCCUCAAAAAAGCCCAAGAGCAUACGGAGAACCCAAGCUUCCUGUCUCUGUUGAAUGAGGUGUCUGGAGUUCCAACAGCAGGCAUGCCGUUCAGGGGCUAUGCACUGAUUGGAGCCCAGGGAGAAGUUACAGAGGUUCAACAGGCUCAGCCCACACCCAGACCUCUCUGGUACAUUUGCUCAGGAAUGGGAACACAGUGGGCAGGUAUGGGCCGCACUCUGAUGCAGCUGCCUGAGUUCCGGGAGUCGAUCCAGCGUUCAGAUGUGGCUCUAAAGGACACUGGACUGUGUGUGUCCCGUCUGCUUAUGGAUGCUGACGAAAGCACUUUUGAAGACACUGUUCACGCAUUUGUUGGUCUUGCAGCCAUCCAGGUUGCUCAGAUUGACAUGCUUCAGAAGAUUGGUCUACAGCCAGAUGGGAUUGUGGGUCACUCUGUGGGAGAGUUAGCGUGUGGAUACGCCGAUGGAUCCCUGAGUCACAGUGAGGCCGUUCUAGCUGCUUACUGGAGAGGACGCUGUAUUAAAGAGGCCAACCUGCCCCCUGGAGGCAUGGCUGCCGUGGGCCUAACGUGGGAAGAAUGCAAAGCUCAGUGCCCACAGGGUGUCGUUCCUGCUUGUCACAAUGCUGAGGACACUGUCACCAUCUCUGGCCCUCAGGAGUCUGUCAGCAAGUUUGUAGCCCAGCUGAAAGAGAGUGGUGUUUUUGCCAAAGAAGUGCGCAGUGCCGGUGUGGCUUUCCACUCGUAUUACAUGGCUUCCAUUGCUCCUGCCUUGCUCUCUGCACUGCAGAAGGUAAUUAAUAACCCAAGGCCUCGCUCAGCACGCUGGAUCAGCACAUCAAUCCCUCAGGCAGACUGGGAGAGCCCACUAGCACUCUACUCUUCUGCUGAAUACCACGUCAAUAACCUGGUCAGCCCUGUGCUCUUUCAGGAGGGUCUCAACCAUGUGCCAGACAAUGCUGUGGUGGUAGAAAUCGCCCCACAUGCCUUACUGCAGGCCAUCCUGAAGCGUAGCCUAAAACCAACCUGCUCCAUCCUCCCCAUGAUGAAGAGAGGACAUCCCAACAAUCUGGAGUUCUUCCUUUCUCACGUGGGCAAGAUCUACAUGAAUGGAAUUAAUGUCGACAGUAAUAAGUUGUAUCCAUCUGUGGGAUACCCUGUUCCGGCGGGGACCCCCCUCAUCUCUCCUCACAUUCAGUGGGAUCACUCCCAGAUCUGGGAUGUCCCCAAGGUGGAAGAUUUCCCUGCUGGCUCAGGGGGAUCUACCUCAGCCACUGUGUACAAUAUUGACAUGAACCCAGAAUCUCCUGAUUACUACAUGAUUGGUCAUUGUAUUGAUGGACGAGUGCUGUAUCCUGCCACGGGGUAUCUGGUCCUAGCCUGGAGGACACUGAUAAGAUCCCUGGGCACUGUCAUGGAACACACGCCUGUUACAUUUGAGGACGUCACCAUCCACAGAGCCACCAUCCUACCCAAGACAGGGUCUGUUCAGUUGGAGGUGCGGCUCAUGCCUGCCACCAACCGUUUUGAGGUGUCUGAAAAUGGAAAUCUGGCUGUCAGUGGUAAGGUUAGUGUCUUUGAGGAUGCUGGUCUCAACACCUUCCAUGCUGAGCUUGCUAAGCCAAUGGCUACAAACCAGGAAGAUCCCAGAUUGCAUUUGAAAGCUGGAGACAUCUACAAAGAGCUGCGUCUGCGUGGAUACGACUACGGCAAGUCCUUCCAGGGCAUCUUGGAAUCCAACAAUGCUGGUGACUGUGGAAAGCUUCACUGGAUGGGUAACUGGGUAACGUUUUUAGACACUAUGCUGCAGAUGAUUGUGGUGGGGCUGCCUGGGCGGAGCCUGAGACUGCCCACACGCAUCCGCUCUGUGUGUGUGGACCCCAAACUGCACGAGGAGAGAGUGAAAGACUAUGCUGAUGACCAGAAAGCCGUUGACGUCCAUGUUAACCGUUGCCUGGACAAAAUCACAGCUGGAGGAGUUCAGAUCUGCGGUCUGCACGCUACUGUAGCGCCUCGUCGCCAACAGCAGCAGACCCCACCCACUUUGGAGGAGUUUGUGUUUGUUCCCUAUGUGAAGUUGGAUUGCCUGAGAACCAAUGAGAAACUGGGUGACCAGUUGAGGCAUUGCAAAGGUCUAGUGCAGCGUCUUCAGAGGAAGCUGACCAAUCAGGGAGUAAAGAUCUCCAUCCCUGGGCUAGAAGAUGCAACAGAGGGCCAACUAAUUGAAGCAGAGGCAGAGAAAGGCCUGUUGCGGCUGCUGUCAAUGCUGUGCGGGCUGGAGCUGAACGGAAACCUACACUCUGAGCUGGAGCAGACAGUGCAGAAAGAAAGAGACUGCCUGCUGCAGGACCCUCUGCUCAAUGGCUUGCUGGACUCUCAGGCAUUACGCCACUGUUUGGACACAGCCCUGGAGAACAGCACACCUGGAAAACUCAAAGUUUUGGAGGCUCUUUCUGGCGAUGGCCGUGUGUUCUCCUGGGCUGCUGGCCUCCUCAAUAUCCAGCCAAUGCUGCGUCUGGACUACACCGCCUCAGAUGUCUCUACUGACCAGCUGGCUGUUCACCAGAGCUCCCUGGAGGAGCAGGGCAUCUCAUCUGCUCAGUGGAACCCACUUCAGGGCCCAGCAACAGGCAAUCUGAUUGGGGCUGACCUGGUUGUAUGUAACUGUGUAGUGGGACCCGUGGCCAACCCUGCAUUGCUGAUAGAGAACUUGACUUCAGCUGCCAGGGAAGGUGGUUUUGUGUUGCUCCACAUCCUACUUAAAGGAGACACUCUGGGGGAGACCGUAGCCUUUCUUACAUCUCAAAAUAACAGAGAUGGUUUGUUGACUCAGACUGAAUGGGAGAAGCUCUUCCAGCAGGCUUCUCUGAAUGUGGUCAUGCUUAGGAAAUCCUUCUACGGUUCAGCCUUGUUCCUCUGUCGCCGACAGACCCCUCAGAAACAGCCCAUCACUAUUUCUGUAGUCCCCACUGACUAUAAAUGGGUGGAGACUCUAAAGAACACUUUGGCUGAGUCCUCCAAUAGUCCAGUCUGGCUCAUGGCCACUCAAGGUCAUAAUGGAGUGGUGGGAAUGGUAAACUGCCUCAGACAGGAGCCUGGAGGCAACCGUAUACGGUGUUCAUUUGUUUCUAAUCUUAGUAAGAAUGCAGUAACCCCCUCCAUUGUUGCUACUCAUAAGGACAUGCAGGCAGUGCUUCAGAAGGAUCUGACCAUGAACGUGCACCGUGAUGGAGUGUGGGGCGUUUUCAGACACCAAUUGCUCACACAAGAUCUAAGUGAGGAGUUGACAGAGCAGGCGUAUGUGAAUGUCCUGACUCGUGGUGAUCUCUCGUCAUUGCGCUGGAUCGCUUCACCGCUGCGUCAUUUUGUCCCUUCCAACCCCAAUGUACAGCUCUGCCAAGUUUACUAUGCCUCCCUCAACUUUAGAGACAUCAUGCUGGCCACCGGCAAACUGCCUCCUGAUGCCAUCCCUGGAGACAUAGCAUUGCAGCAAUGUAUGCUGGGAAUGGAGUUUUCAGGGCGAGACCCCAGUGGGCGACGAGUGAUGGGUUUGCUGCCAGCUAAAGGCCUGGCCACCUCUGUGGAUGCAGACAAACGGUUCCUUUGGGAUGUUCCUUUCAGCUGGACUCUGGAGCAGGCUGCUUCCGUUCCAGUGGUGUAUGCCACAGCGUAUUACUCCCUGGUGGUCCGAGGACGUCUGAGGCCAGGAGAGAGUGUGCUGGUCCACUCUGGCUCUGGAGGGGUCGGGCAGGCGGCUAUUGCUAUUGCACUGAGCAUGCGCUGCAGAGUAUUCACAACUGUGGGUUCUGGAGAGAAAAGAAAAUAUCUGCAGGAAAGAUUCCCCCAGCUCACAGCAGAGUCUUUCUCUAAUUCUAGAGAUGCCUCCUUUGAACAGAAUUUACUGCUACACACUCAAGGCAAAGGAGUUGAUUUGGUACUCAACUCGCUUGCUGAAGAGAAACUGCAGGCGAGCUUACGUUGUUUGGCCAGACAUGGUCGUUUCCUGGAGAUUGGCAAAUAUGACCUUUCCAACAACACACCACUAGGUAUGGCUCUGUUCCUGAAGAAUGUGGCCUUCCAUGGCAUCCUUCUGGAUGCUUUAUUUGAGGAGGGAAACAGGGAAUGGGAGGAGGUGUCCGAGCUGCUGAAGAAGGGAAUUGACAGUGGUGUAGUACAGCCAUUACGUACCACCGUCUUUGAGAGGAACCAGGUUGAGGACGCCUUCCGUUACAUGGCUCAGGGCAAACACAUCGGCAAAGUCCUGCUGCAGGUACGUACAGAGGAGAAGAGCAUUACUGUUUCUACAGUUGCUCCUCUUUCUCUCCCAGCUAUCUGCCGUACCUUCUGCCCUGCUUCUCUGUCAUACAUAAUCACUGGAGGGCUGGGUGGUUUCGGGUUGGAGCUGGCCCAUUGGCUCACUGAGAGAGGUGCUCGCAAUCUGGUGCUCACGUCACGCUCUGGCAUUCGCAAUGGUUAUCAGGCCAAGCGUGUUCGGGAGUGGCAGGCCAUGGGCGUCCAGGUCCUUGUGUCCACUAGUGAUGUCAGCACCCUGGAAGGGACAGAACAUCUCAUCACUGAGGCCUGCAGGUUGGGUCCAGUCGGUGGUAUCUUCCACCUUGCCAUGGUCCUUAAAGAUGGCAUGCUGGAGAAUCUCACCCCACAGCAGUUCAUUGAUGUCAAUAAACCCAAAUAUGAUGGAACCAUCCAUCUUGACUGUGUUACAAGGCAGAAGUGCCCCCAGCUUCAGCAGUUUGUGGUUUUCUCCUCGGUCAGUUGUGGCCGUGGUAACGCUGGCCAAAGCAACUAUGGCUUUGCCAACUCCACUAUGGAGCGAGUGUGUGAGCAGCGUCGCCACGACAACCUGCCGGGCCUGGCCGUGCAGUGGGGUGCCAUUGGUGAUGUGGGCGUCGUCUUGGAGACCAUGGGUGGCAAUGAUGCAGUGAUUGGUGGCACGUUACCCCAGCGAAUGACUUCCUGUUUGGAGGUUCUGGAUAGGUUCCUGUGCCAGCAGAGGCCUGUGAUGUCCAGCUUUGUGCUAGCAGAGAGAGUGGUGGUUGCUAAAGGAGACGCAAGCGGACAGAAGGACCUGGUGGAGGCUGUGGCUCGCAUUCUAGGUGUUCGCCAUGUAAGCAGUCUGAAUGCUGACGCCUCGCUGGCUGAUCUGGGUCUCGACUCACUGAUGGGCGUGGAGGUUAGGCAGACACUGGAGAGGGACUACGAUAUUGUCAUGGCAAUGAGGGAAAUCCGACAACUAACCAUUAACAAGCUGCGGGAGCUGUCCAGCCAAUCAGGGGGGACAGAGGAGUUGCGAGCUGCUCCUGCAAAGCGUUCUGGGGCUCAGGCUCUGCUGGAGUCAGAUCUGAGCCGUAUGCUGGUGAACCCAGAUGGCCCAACGGUGACCCAGCUGAAUGAGGUCCAGAGUGCUGAGAGGCCCUUGUUCCUCAUACACCCCAUCGAAGGUUCCAUCGCCGCCUUCCACACUCUCACCGCCAAGCUUAACGUGCCGUGCUACGGUCUGCAGUGCACCAAAGCUGCCCCACUGGACAGUAUUCAGAGCCUUGCUACAUUCUACGUGCAUUGCUUGAGGCAGGUGCAGCAGGAGGGUCCAUAUCGCAUCGCUGGAUACUCAUUCGGUGCAUGUGUUGCUUUUGAGAUGUGCUCGCAGCUGCAGGCAGCCAAAUGCCCUGUGGAAUACCUCUUCCUCUUUGACGGCUCUCAUUCUUACGUGGCAGCAUAUACACAGAGCUACAGGGCCAAACUGACCCCUGGCAAAGAGUCAGAGGCGGAGACAGAAGCUCUGUGCGCAUUUAUCCAACAAUUCACCGGCAUCGAGUACAACAAGCUGUUGGAGACAUUGUUGCCUCUGUCAGAUCUGGAGGCUCGAGUCAACAAGGCUGUGGAUCUCAUUACAUCCAGCCAUAAGAAUGUCAGUCGAGAUUUGCUCCACUUUGCUGCUUCCACAUUCUACUACAAACUGAAAGCUGCCGACCGUUAUGUUCCAACUUCCAAGUAUCACGGCAAUGUCACUCUGCUACGAGCCAAGGCCAGCAGUGAAUAUGGCGAUGGCUUAGGAUCUGACUACAAGUUGCAUGAGGUGUGUGACGGGAAGGUAUCAGUUCAUGUGAUCGAGGGAGACCAUCGAACGUUCCUGGAAGGAGAGGGUGUGGAAUCCAUCUCGGGCAUUAUCCACAGCUCACUGGCCGAGCCCAGAGUCAGCACCAGAGAGGGUUGAACCUUCCCUGCAAUAUACCUUUUCUCUUUGCACAUUUCUAUUGUUUUACAUGCUUUCACCUGACCAACAUGUUACCAAAACACUGUGUGUCCCAGCCUAUUUAAGCGUGAUCUUUUUGAAUCUCUCCCCCACCAAAACUCUUCAUCCUUCUCAUUCCCUAGACAUCUUUAUUUUUCUUAGUUGCUCCUUAACCUACUACUAAAAAUAGACUCUCCGCUGGGAACAAAGUGCAUGUCUGUUUGCUCUCUUUAUUGGUUGAGAUUCACUCAACAAGGCUUUUCUUGUUAAUUCUUGUCUAUAAAUGAUCAUGCAUAACUGUGAAAUAUAAUGCCCUUACUGAUUGGCAUGUGAGCUUAAAGGAUUAUUUCGACCAAAAAGUUAAAUUCUAUCAUGAUUUACUCGCUCUCACUCACAAACGUGUAUGACUUUCUUCUAUGAAUCACAAAAGAUGUUUGGCAGAACUGAUAGCCUCAAGUCACCAUACAAUUUUAUUGUAUUGGACAAAGAUGCAAUGAAAGUGAAGGGUGACCGAGUAUGUCAGUCCAUACAUUCUGCCAAACAUACCCUUUUGUGUUCCACAGAAGUCAUAUUGGUUUGAAUUUUCAUUUUUGGUUGAACUAUCCCUUGAAGUGCCAGUUGCCCUAAGUAGUGCCCAGAUGUAGAGAUCAGUCCUCCUUUUAUUGCCACUGUCUAACCUGUACAAGUCUGCUAAAGGUUCUGUCAGCAUCCAUAGCUGCAUAUUCAUGUUUACAUGCCUUUACAUAGUCAAACUGAUAAUGCAGACUUCAAGUGUAAAGGCCUCACUGUAUUAAAAUUCAUAUAAUGGCUGUUGAGAAUCUAGUUACGCACAUAGCUGAGAUUGCUGUUUACAAAUCCUGAGCAGUAACUGAUGCUUCAGCAGUACUAUUGAUAGCUCACCUUUUUUGCUUAUGUUUACUAAUUUUAUGUAGCAUUUUUUUUAUUAUUAUUAUUGUGAAUGAUAUUUGCUGGUUCUCUUGAUGUUGCUGCUAAACAUCUAAAAUUAUGCUGGAAUAAUUGUACAAUUGGCGUGUAUUUAAAAGGGAAAAAUAUGUACAAAAGAACAAUCCGCAACAUUCCUGGAAAGAAAGUAAUCAUUAAGGGAGCUAGUUAAUUGACAUGUAUGGAUGGGUUGUUUGAAGUUAGUAGCUAGUUAUGGGCCACUGCUACUUAAAUAGAUGCAAUGUCUCAAAGCAAAUUCCAAUCAUGACACUGAUGUGAAAUGUUUUAAGAUCCAAAAUGCAACUUCAUCCCAGCUCGUUGCUUUACUGCUUCUCUAAACUAUAACUGGAAUAUUAACGUUGUAUCCUCUGAGGAUAGUACAAACAUUCCUUAUUGUUAGUUGCAUUUUACCAAACUGUUCUGUAAUUAGCUACUUGAAUCCUUUAAGGACCUCUUUACUAUUAAUGUUAGUUUAUGUAGAAAUUUUUGUUGUGGCCAGGUCCACAUUAAACAAUCUCAGUUAACAGUGCAAACCCCAUUACUUUUUAUCCUGCAUCUUGUCAGAGUAGGAGUGAAAUUUUGGACGUAUGAGCAGUUUUUUUUGGCAGUGACUUCAUUACUGGCUUUCUCUCUUGACAGAAAGAGAAGAAAGUUUCCUUUUAGAAAGCAAAUCACUACACAUUUCUGAGACUUAAUUCUCAAGUCAGUGACGAACUGUGUGAUUUCUUCAAUGUUGUGAUUAGAGCAAAGCUGAACAAACUAGAUGGUUCAAUUUUCUAUUAUUGUAAUGAUUUGUUUUUCUUUUGGUGUAAUUUGUCAAGUAUUUAUUGUUCUAGUGCAAAUAAAAAGCUAUUACUAACAUACA